Molecule: messenger RNA, 4146 nt
Organism: Kwoniella botswanensis
Lineage: Eukaryota; Fungi; Basidiomycota; Tremellomycetes; Tremellales; Cryptococcaceae
Exons: 5
Coding region: 1-4146 (1381 amino acids)
Biological process (GO): protein dephosphorylation
Molecular function (GO): protein tyrosine phosphatase activity
Source: RefSeq, a predicted model, not a curated record
AUGGAGGUGGAGUCAAGUUCGAAUGUCAAUGGGGAAAGAAAUCGGUCGAAUGGAUAUGGGCAUGGACAUAGAUAUCAGCAUCAGGAUGACAAUGGUGGGAUAGAAGUGGAAGAGGACAGAUGGUCAAAAGGAUCGGCGGCAGUUUCUUCAACUACUCCACCUAGCUCCACGUUCGAAUUUACAUUUCCUCCCAUCCACUCUACUACAACAACACCAGAUCGACGUCGUCAAGCUCCACCAACCAAUAUACCCAACUUUCCAGGAUCUCACGAACCCAGAAACCCGCCACCGAGCGUACCCUUCUCACCCUCACCUACACAAUCGCCGAUGGCAAGUUCACCAUUCCGCUCACCCGAUCCUCCCCCUGCUGGACCAUCUGCACGUACACCGGGCUUCAACCUUCCCCUCUCACAGCCUUACGUCACUCCCUCUGCAUCAGGCGUCAGCUCGCCAUGGCACUCUCUAGCCGCCGCUUCAGGUGCUCCGACACCCUCUUUGGAGGGGGGUUCGAUGGGAAGAAGUAGUCCGCAUUUGGGAUAUCCAUUUGAACGUCUUAACAUCGGUGGAAGUUGGAGUGGCGCAAACCUCUGGGGAGAAGGUGCUCAAGGAAGAAGAGGAUCCGCAGAUUCCACUGGAGGUGGACCAGGCUCAAGUCCAGGUAAAGCUCCAAUGCAAUUAUCAUCGCCGCCACCCAUGGUCUUGCCGCCACCUGGACCGGCCAGAGGACUGAGUAACGAGACUUUACUGCGGUAUAAAGCUAUGGCUAACUCCGGAUCAUCUCUAUCACCUGCAAUGGCGAAAGGUCCUAGUCAAGGUGAAUCUGGUUCGUCACCAACAUCAAGAGCUUCCUCUAGUGACUCCACCACGCCCCCCUCACUGCCACCUGCUUUGGCCCGCAGGAGAGGCUCGAUUCCCAAGGCCAGCACCAGCGUCCCGUCUCUGUCCCUUCCGCCUUCCCGAGGGGGAAAGUCACCUAGUCCACUUGCAUCGAGCUCGACUACAUCAUCACCGGGAGCAGGAGGCAAACGCUUACAACCAAUAACAGCCAAGUCACUCUUACCUUUGUUAUCCUCGCCAUCAACCCUUGUACUUGAUGUACGACCACCAUCAUCGUUCCAAAAUUCGCAUGUCCCUUCGUCUUACUCACUCCCGAUCCCAUCUACACUGCUUCGUAGGCCAGCUUUCAACCUCGACAAGCUGGUCCAAAUGCUACCGUCAGACACCACAGAAGCUGUUCUGCGGUGGCGUGAGAAGGGUGACAUCGUGCUCAUCGAUGCAGAUAGUGGAUCGGUAUCUGACGGAAGCGUGUUAGAUGGAUUGUCUUCCAAGUUCGAGAGAGAAGGAUAUACAGGACAUUUAUGGUUUGUAAAAGGCGGUCAUUCCGCUUUAUCGUCCCAGCGAGAUGUCAGAUUGGUAGCUCAAGAUGAUGCAGCUGGAGCAGAAGGACAGGGAUCAAGUACGGCCUCUGCUGCAGAUGCUGCAGUGAAUAAGGGAAUGAUGGCUGGAACGCUAGGUACUUUAGCUUUUAGACAAGAAUCGACGGAAGGUCGGAGCAGACGCGCGCCACCACCUACAGGUCUUUCGAUACCGCCUACACCAGGAUUCAAUUUCAAAUCUAACCCUUUCGGGAUCUCUCUGCCUGGAUCUCAGACUUCUACAGCUACCGAACGACCAUUGACGACCGGACGCGAUCUGACGCUGAGCGGCAUGCCUUCACCCAAGAAAGCGAAAUUGCAACCUGCGAAUCCCUUCUUCGACAAUAUCCGACAGAAUCUCGAACUCUCCCAUGGUGGGAUCACCGAGCGAAUCCCCCUGAACUUACCGGACCAAGUGAUGAAGCGUGUCGAAGAUUUACCUGAAUUCUUACGUGAUCUCGCUAUCAUGCCAGAGAAAGAUAGUAUGGACCAGUUGGCGAAGCAGUUCUAUGAUCUGGAAUUGAACGAGCAGAAGAGAUUACAAGCUGUUAUGGAAUGGCAUAGUAAAGGAUCGGGAAUGAUGUUGAAUGAUAAAGCCGGGAAAGAAAGUUGGGCGGAGAAAAGACAUCAUGAUGCGGAAGAAGUACAGAGAUUGACGAAUUGGAAUGGAGAAGAAGCGACUUUGCAAGAUGAUUAUUUCCCAUUCUCCAUUACUGCUGGUGUAGAGAGAGGUACGAAGAAUAGGUAUAAGAACAUCUGGCCCUAUGAUUUUUCGCGAGUCCGAUUAGAACGACCACCAGAUGAAGAUUCAGAUUACAUCAACGCAUCUUACGUCCAACCCCGAGGUACUUCCAGACGAUAUAUCGCUACUCAGGGGCCACUGGAUGCGACAUAUCAUGAUUUUUGGACUUUGGUGUGGGAACAAGGUGUACGGGUGAUCGUGAUGAUCACAAAGCAGUUCGAAGGAGGUUUAAUCAAGUGCGGUAAUUAUUGGGGAGAUAAGGCAUAUGGUUUUUUGCAUCUUCAUGUGGUCUCCCAAACGGGAGGUGAAGAUCAAGUACAACAACCAACAACAGGAUUUGAUUUUGGUCCUGCUGCUGUUACUCCACGAACCACGUCUUUUCCUACUGGAAACGAACGAAAUAUAAAACGAGUGUUCAAGUUGACGAACCACGACGAACCGGACGAACCGCCAAGAACGAUCGUACAAAUCCAAUGUAUAGGUUGGCCAGAUUUCGAUGUUCCUGAAACUCCGGAAACUCUCUUCAACCUGAUCAAAGAUGUUGAUAAUGCUGUGGAGGAAUCGGAAACCGUUGGACGUGAUGAUCGAUCUAGCCAACCUCCUGUUUUGGUCCAUUGUUCCGCCGGUGUCGGUCGAACGGGAAGUUUCAUCAUUGUUGAUGCCAUUCUGGAUGGGCUCAGAAGGGAGUUACGCGCUCGAAGAGGGUCGUCUGUGCCUUCUUCUGGAGAUCCCCGCGAUACCGAGCGAUCAGCAUCUGUCACCUCGUCGGCCAAUCCAGUCGUCAGCUUUGGAAAUUCGGACUCAGGUCAUAAGAGCCAAGAUUCCGGCAAAGCUGUAUCCUUCUUAUCUCCUCCGGUCAGCGGUACCGCCUUGAGUGAUUCGAGUCGACCAAUCUUGACGUCCUCGCCAUCCCCCUUGACUACCACCGUGACCGCUCCCACGCCCCCCUUCCAGCCACUCACGGCUGCUGCGUUGGCUGAGAACUCGUCAAAUCAAGCGCAAGAGGAGAAGAUGGACAUCGAUGCUGCCUCGGAACCUCAGGGUCCACCAAGGGACGAGAAGUUCUUCCAACAUCGAGGAAGUAUCUCGACCCAUUUCUCCAGUGAAGCUGGUGGUGAUACUCGACGACCGAGUCUGGCUUCGACUAAGCACUCUUCCGAUAUGCUCCCUCCUGAUGCGAUGUCUCAAAACAAUGGGAAAGAUCUCAAUGCGCCUAUGCCUAUCAUCCGAUCGGAUAUACAACAUCGAACACCCACACCUAUAAGCGAAAUGGAAAACCCUGUCGCAUCGGUCUUAGAAGGUAUGCGAGUUCAACGGAUGUCCCUUGUUCAAUCACUUCGACAGUACUUGUUCGUUCAUCGAGCUAUCAUACAUAAUUAUCUGCACAUUUUGGACGAGGAGAAUGAAGCACUCGGAAUACAAUCGAAAUCCUCUUCGGGCUCUGUAUCAGGUGGUAUGGUUAAUAUGGGUUUGACUCCUGCUAAAUCCGAUUCAACUUCUGGAAGUACCAGUACGAUCCCUAGUGUAGGUACAGCGGGGACGGAUGAUGAUAUGCACUCGAAGAGACGAGCGUCUCCAACUGAACUUGAAAUUGAAACGAUGUCUUCGAAAGGAGGACUGGACGAACAUGGUAAGAUCUUAACUAGGACCCUCGGAGAAAUGGCAUCGACAACAUCAAGUGGAUUAAGUAAAAGACCGAGUUUUAAGAAGAUGCGUCCUGCGGUAGAUUCAAUGAUCUCACCUACAAGUAAUACUUCCAAUUCUACCGAUUCCACCAAUACCAUAUCUUCGACUGGAUCUGGAGGAUCAUCAAUAUCGACUUCGUCUACUUCCUCACCACUUAGUCCGACGAAAAAAAGUAAUAGGUUGAGAAGCAAGAGUAAAUUAGGUUUGCAUUUGGAUAUGGACAGUGGUGGUUUGCCAUUGAGUUUCGGUACGACUGGAGAACAGGGACAGGGUUUGGAUAAAGAGAAAAAUCUAGAAAAGUAG